CCGACUUGUUCUUGUAUUCUAACCACCACCACCCCUCAUCGUUCUCACAGGCCCUUCCACGAGGUCUUUUUCAGGAUUCUCUAUGUUCUGGAGAUUCGGAUUUCAUAAUGCAUCGACUAUCGACGGUUUGCUGAACAAGGAGGACGUAUCUCUAGAGGCAAUUCUAGAUCAAGAUGAUCUUAUUCAAGAGUGCAAAGCUCAAAAUACGAGGCUCAUUGACUACUUUCAGCGUGUUGAUGUAUUGCAAAGGUUAUUUGGAUACGUUACUGGCCAAAUAGAAGGGGAUGAAGGAGGGCGCUUCAAAUAUCCCUACGUCGCCACAGAAGUUCUUUGCAGCGACAUCUGGUCUAUUGUCGAAACAUGUGUCAAUGAGCAUCAGCAAAUACUCGCCCCUUUCUGGGAGACUGUUCUCGAGAAAAGUGCAGAUGAAAUGAAGACUCAACUUGUUAUGGCAUCGCAUUUCUCGAAGAUAGCAUCCAUGUAUUUGGUCAAAAAACCUACUGAGAUGUUCGAAUUUCUCCAAUCUUUACCGAAUGUGGUUGGAAAGCUCCUCAAGCACAUAGCAAACCCUUCGUUUGUGGACGUGUUGAUACGCAUCAUCCAGUUGGACGAUCUCCCGGAGGGUGAAGGUGUUUUGGAGUGGCUACACUCUCAAGGUCUUAUCAAUCAUCUAAUCGACCUGCUCGCUCCUUCCUAUCCCUCCGACAUGCAACAAAUUGCCGCAGACAUGCUCAAUGCUAUCAUCGCAAUGGCAACUCCAUCUCCAGGCGCUGCUGUUAUGGUUGAGCAACCACAAGCUGGUCUGGCAUCGAAUCUAUUCGCAAGAGAACUAGCUCGUCCGGAAUAUAUAUCUCGACUGAUCGUCUACAUAUUCCAGGACUUUAGUUCCGACCGAAAUCCUUCACUGGCAGAUGACGACGACGACGCCUCAGAACCGGGCAAACAAGCGCUUCCAAAAUUCGAAUAUGCUUCCUCAUCCGCUGUGCUCGCUAUGGGAGUCGUCAGUGAACUUAUUCGGAAGAACAACUCGGACUAUUUCGAGCCUUAUCUAUUCCAUACAUUACGACAUCGACUUCUCCAGGUUCAGAACCAACAAGUGCAAGACAAAGUUUCAUCUGACUCUGAAGAGUGUCGAGAAGCGUUGGAACGGGCUAUGAAGGAGAUGGUAGAUCGGAUGGGGGUGGUCAACCUGAACUACCUCCUGAGUGUUCUCUGCGAGCGAACAGAUACACUGAUUCGGUAUCUGGAUAGUCCAAGGUCUUGGAAAGGCCCAGAGCCGACUACGGUUGGUUCCAUCAAGCCAUUGACCUUUGAGCGAUUACGAAUAGUCGAGUUGUUCGCGGAAAUGCUCCACUGUUCCAAUAUGUCGCUACUCAACCGUCCAUCAUCGUUUGAUCACCUUUACGAUCCCAGUGGCCGAUUACAGGGAGGCCUUUCAGUCAUGAAAGAUCUUGGUGCUGUUUCCGAGCCCCAUGUCAAGAACCAGGAUGAUGACAUGACGGACGAUGGGAAUGAAAUCGAGCCCGCGCUGGAGUUCCCUGUUACCAGCACCUCCCGUGAUUCUUCUUCCUUACUCGAUUCGGAUGAUGAUAUGAGCAGUGAACCUGGCAGUUCGGACGACGAUGCUAUGGAGGAAAUUAUCAUGAGCGAUGAACCACGACCAAUAGCAAGCUCUCCGACGCAAGACCCUCCCAAUAGUCCACCCGAUAAUACAACUACAACCCAUGGCUCUGCACAACUUCAAAAUACCCGUAGACCCUCAUCUGAAGUGCAGAGGUCGCCAAAUUCUCGAAGAAGUUCAAGAAAAAUGACAUUACCCUUGGAACAACCCCCAGAUACCCAAACAUUUAUAGGAGAAAGGUUGAAAAAGAGAUUAUUAGACCUUAAAGUACCAUGUAAAUUAUUAGACCUCUUUUUUGAAUAUCCUUGGAACAAUUUUCUCCAUAGUGCAGUUUUCGAUGUAAUUUCACAGAUGAUGAGCGGGCCUGUAGUAGUUGGGAGCGGGUGGAAUCGAGAACUGGUCAUCUUUCUGUUCCGCGAUGCCCGAAUCAUGCAUCGGUUGGUAGAAGGGGAAAAGCUCAAUAGCGCAUCAGCUUCUAAGCCGAAGGGCCUGCGAUUAGGCUACAUGGCCCACCUCCACCGCCUCACAGAAGCUGUUCUCGAGUGUCUGACACGGUACCCACCAGAACUUCGUCUCAUACUUAUCCAGUACGCUCCUGAUCCCGGCUGGGACGAGUACAUCACAACGACUUUCCACAAAACACGGGACGAUAACAGUAAACCCCUCGGGGGUGGAAAGCCGGAUGUUAAUACUAGUGUGUUGGGAAGAGCUGGCAGAUGGAAAGUGGAUGAGGAGGAUCCAAACACUUUGACGAUUUCGCCCGCUCCUGCAUCACGAACGGAAAAUACGGAGACCAGAGGUGGACUUCGGAGGGGUGGCGGACCACCCAAAAACACGGCUGAUUUCGGACCCGCUCCGAUGGAUGAUUUUGAUAGUGACGAGGAUGAUGAAGACGGGCGUGAUCCUGCACCUCAUUUCACUCGAUACUUGGCAAAUCAGAUGGGUACGACGGAUACAUUCGGGAAUACGGGCUUCCCGGAAGAUGAUGACGAUGAGGAAAGUGGGUGGUUAUCACAGUCGACGUUUUCGUUGGGUAAUCCUCCAAUGACAAAUCUGCGACGAAGAAAUGAAUCGGAACGAAGACCUUUAGGAGCCACUGGAUUCGAUGAUGUUUUCGACCCAGCGGGUCGCAAUAGCUCUAGUUCCAAUUCUGGUGAUCCUUUCUCAUCUACUGACGACGUAAGUUAUGUUAGUCAUCGCGACCUAUCCCGAGAGUUGCUUACUAUCAUAAUUAUCUAUACAAAAUUCAAGGACGACUUUGGACCGUUCUCCGAUUCAGGUGGUGCAAGCGGUACCGAUCCGUUUACGUUUCCCUCGUCUUUCUCGGAAGAAAUAGAUGAAAGUUCUUUUGAGAGUUUUGGUGAAUUCGGGGACUUUCAAGGUGCUGAGGCCGAUGAACGUCAAGAUGGGGAGCUAACACCGACGGGUGGAAGUUGGAUGUUUGCUAGUGAUUCGAGUAUAUCCGGAUCUGAAGGUUCGAGUUCUGAAGGAGCACCGUCUGGAAGUGCUUCAUCUGAAGCAGACGUGAAAAGCCCUGACGAGGAAAAACGGAUAUCGGAUAAAAAGUAGUCGUGGUCAGUUUGCUACUUAGUACCUGUGGAGUGGAUUUGUAGGGCGUGUAUAUGAACUAACCGUGCUGGUGCUGAUACGAUUCUUUCGGUUACUCAGGACUACGGAUUAUCUGAUGUUACAGUAAAGCGAGAAUGCCGCCCGGACGCGUCAUCGUGGCGUGGCAAACCCUUCAACGUUGUCAACCACAACUACCAUUUGCAAAACUGCGAUUACUGAUACACAGACUCUUGGCCAGCCGAAAAGCCCUAUCUAACUGUCACCUGCUCGGACCAGUGUAUACGAGAGCAGCUGAGGCCAUAACCGGUCUUGGUAUUGAAAUCCUUCUCAUCGCGGUGAAAUCCCUUGAACACGUUCGACAUCCUAGUACUCUCCGUAAAACACGCUCAGAAGUACCGUCACUGUACAUAAGGAACGAAUGGAAAUUUUUUCCUGGUCUCGCCCGGUUGUCGUCGUUUGGUUGCUCUAAAACUCGAAGAGUAUGUCCACCGCCAAUCCAUUCGAUUCGACAUGGUUCAGUGUCCGACCCAGGAUCGUCCUCUUCCGAUGAGAAUUCUGAACGGCAGCUCGAUUCGUCCUCUGUGAAUGUACCCGCGGUGCCCGAAACCUCAAGGUCACCAUGACCUAUCUGAAUUCCUUCACAAUCGACACCUUCUUCCCCAUCAUUAUCAUUAUUUGUAUUUCCGUCUCCACCAUGAUUAUCGUCGCCGUUAUCCCCGCCAAUUGAAUUCCUCACAACACACAGCACCCUCCCGCUGCCUUUCGCACCCCUCGGAAUCCUAUCGAAAUCCAUGUCCAAAAACACGCUUUCUCGGACUUUCACAUACUCCCUCAGUUUCUUACAGACCUCCCUGCACGACGUAGAAUCUGCAUCUUCCCAUUCCUUUGUCCAACUCAAAAUCGCGCUUUGAUCUCUCCAGCCUGACAAGAGGUAAAAUAUGCUUGCUGAGUGGAGGUCUGUAUAGAGGGUGACGGGGUAAGCGGAGUGUACGGGUUGCCGAGCGCAGAGGGAUGUGAGGAGGUGAUUUAGGGGUGGGGAGGUGAGGGAGGUGGAGGUGGAGGAGUGUGGGGAGAGAAGUUCGAGGGUAAGGAGUUGGGUUAUGGUCAUUUUUUGGGUUCAAGUUUUGAGUCGAAGAAAGACAGUGUUAAAAGUCGGAGGGAUUGGUGAUCGAACUUUGAGAAGUUUCAGAAGAGAAAGCGGGAUGAGGGAUCAAGGAAUAUGAUACGCGGGAACUAAGUAUAAUUCUAAAUCCUUCGGAUGAUUUGACCUCCGUUCAUCCAAAACCGACGGGGAUAGCAAAUCGUAGCCCGUUGCCGGCUUUCUUUUCUCGGGCGCGAGGCCAAUUUUCCUUUUGUUACCGGAUUACACAUGAUAUGGUAGACUGUACUACAAUCUCCGUGGAACCCGUACGGGCUGUUCGCCUUCCGAACGGGAUUUCACACCGAUACCAGAACUCAUUUUGGACUCGUAUCACACGUCGAAUCUGAAAUUCGAUAGGCU
This is a messenger RNA of Marasmius oreades (fairy-ring Marasmius), 4691 nucleotides long. RefSeq lists its product as uncharacterized. The record is from RefSeq and is a predicted model, not a curated record. Gene Ontology annotation, molecular function: protein phosphatase regulator activity; protein phosphatase binding. The coding region runs from base 83 to 3190 and encodes 1035 amino acids. The transcript has 13 exons. Gene Ontology annotation, cellular component: cytosol; nucleus. Lineage: Eukaryota; Fungi; Basidiomycota; Agaricomycetes; Agaricales; Marasmiaceae.